AUGCUACCUCAGAGAUCCCUCUCCAUCUCAGUUCCCGUCACCGCACCUGCUCCAGUUCCCGCAGCUCGAAACAAUCCCAUAUCUCUCCGCAUCUACAAAGCCAUCACAACCUCCUUCGAUGAUUCUUCCUCCCGCGAGGCCCUCGAGAUAGCUUCAAGCUUCUACACUCCUCGUGUUGAUAAGGGGAAAGGGAAGGCUGAAGAGUACGAACUGGAUGAAGACGAGCUACCUCGACGCAGAACGUUAAAAGGCCAAUCAGCAGCUACUGCUCGCAAAUAUCUCAAAAGGGAUGUGGAAGGGAAAUUGGCUGGAGGAGCUCAAAAGUUUCUCGAAGCUUUCGGUGAGGUUGACAAGAAGUUGAGUGUACUGAGAGAACAUAUGCUCGAAAUGCAGCUUCGAUGUGAUCAAGUUCAAGCAGAAUUAGAUCAGGCCAACUCUGGUACCAAACAUCUGCUCGAAAGAGCGGAUGGUCUACGUGCACAGAGAGAACAUGCUCAGAUGAGAUCUACCAUAAUUUCCGUUUUCUUAUCUCGCUUCACGCUGUCUGAACAAGAACUAGCCGCUUUGACGUCUCGGGAUGUGCCUGUUGGGCAAAGCUUAUUCGACGCAUUGGAUAGGGUGGAGAGAAUAAGGAGUGAUUGCCAAGCGUUACUCGCUGGAGAAGAAGGGAAAACACAGGCCGGGAUGGACAUCAUGGGGGCCACGAGCGAGCAGUUGGAAUCUGGAUAUAAGAAAAUGCAUCGAUGGUGUACUCUGAAUUUCCGUCAGUACACCAAAGAAGGACAUCUGGAGGUAUCGGUGAUAAUGAAAGAAGCUGUGAAGAGGUUACAAAACCGACCAGCCUUAUUCCAAGACGCAAUCUCCGUCCUAACAUCCACCCGACAAUCAUCUAUCCUCGCCGCUUUCUUGGACGCAUUGACCAAAGGUGGCCCUAAUGGUCUUCCUCGACCUAUAGAACUCCACGCUCACGACCCCACACGUUAUGUUGGUGACAUGUUAGCGUGGGUUCAUCAAACCACAGCUAGUGAGCAUGAGUUCCUCGACGGUCUUUUUGGAGUAAAGGAGAAGAGACGAAUGGUAGGGGCUGAACGAGUGGGGGAGUCGGUGGGACAGGAAGAGGAAAUGGUAGCGAGUAGUCUAGAUAAAGAUCUUGAGGGACUGAGUAGGCCGUUGAAAAUGCGUAUACAACAGACCAUAAAAUCACAAGAAGGUAUAAUCAUGACGUACAAAAUCACCAACUUGCUUCAAUUUUAUCUGGUGACGAUGCGAAAGACCAUAGGCGAUAAAGCCUUACUCUGCAAGACGUUACAAGAGAUAUACGAUGAAUCAUACGCCAUCUUCUUGGAGACUUUGGACGCUCAAGGUCGAUCCUUACUUCGUUUUCUUCAUCCCCCAGAUGCCACACUCACUCCUCCUGUAGCACUUCGCGACGCAUGUCAAGUUCUCCGGGAGAUCAUCGCGGUCUACGAUACUUCCUUGGUGGACGAACAUGAUCGCGAAGCUGAUUUCGCGUUGGUCUUACAAAAAGCCGUGGGACCAGCUGUGGAGAUGUGCGAAAAGAUGGCCGAGUUGAGAAAAAGUACAGCUUGGGAUAAAGAUAUUUUCUUAAUCAAUUGUUUGGGGUAUUUACAACAUACUCUCGAACCAUACCCAUUCACUUCACCUCAUCUUUCCAUACUAUCAUCUCAAAUCCGAACUCACGUAGAUUCAAUGACAUACGAACAUCAUCAAUCUCUCCUUGAAUCUUCUGGUCUUUCACCUAUACUCAAAACCAUCCGUUCUCGUUCUUCCGAUUCAUCUCAAACACCUCUUUCCCGAUCACCUGCCACUUCACCUAAAUCUCUUACUCAAGCUUUAACACGAUUCUCUUCGUUCUUAGGAAACAUAGACGUUCUUUCUUCUCCUCGUUUGGCCCUCUUGUCUUCUGCUAGAUUAGCAGAAGAAAUUCAUCGUGCUGCUUUGAAAAGAAUAGCAGAAGGUUAUGCAGAAGUUUGUGAUAGAGUUUUGGAUAAGAAUGAGGGAUAUGAAUUUGCGGAAACUUUAUUAAGGAGAGGUAAAGAGGAAGUGUCCGUUGCGUUGGGAGUGGAAUUGGAAGCUUGA
Messenger RNA from Tremella mesenterica DSM 1558, 2100 nucleotides. RefSeq lists its product as uncharacterized. NCBI's taxonomy places the organism in Eukaryota, Fungi, Basidiomycota, Tremellomycetes, Tremellales, Tremellaceae. Gene Ontology annotation, biological process: intra-Golgi vesicle-mediated transport. The transcript is spliced from 9 exons. The record is from RefSeq and is a predicted model, not a curated record. The coding region runs from base 1 to 2100 and encodes 699 amino acids. Gene Ontology annotation, cellular component: COG complex.